Messenger RNA from Adineta ricciae, 1890 nucleotides. Lineage: Eukaryota; Metazoa; Rotifera; Eurotatoria; Adinetida; Adinetidae. The record is from the annotation of a GenBank genome assembly.
AUGAAUCUCAUUCAAGUGCGUCGAUGUGGCAAUGUGCAUUGCCUUUCUCAUCAACAACAGCAGAGUAUUGAUAAUACGAUGAUAUUUACACGACCAGUUUAUCAUGUUGAUGCAACUAUAUUAUGUCAUUUAAUACAACAAGUCGAAACAAAACGUUUAUCCAAAUCGUUUGGGCAACUUUUGUACCUGACAUCGAUCAGUCGAACUGAAGUUGACCGUCAAGUGUGUCCAAUAAAUAGUUGUAAUCAUCAGCAACGAAGUGUAUUCUUACUAGCGAAUAUUCCCGAUUUAAUUUCGGUUGCAAUCGAUUGGAAUACCUCGCAUUUGACUACAAGUGAUGUCGAAGAUUUAGUUUCAACAAUUGAUUCUUUCGUGUAUCUUCGUGAGCUAUUUUAUGAUGUCACAAUAAAUGAAGCUCGUAUUAAACAACUGAAUUUAAUUGGUCUAAUUUGUUUCUAUGGUGGAAAUGUUGAAGUGUUUUUCUCCUACGAUCCAACAACAUCGAAGUGGUUGUUUUGUUUUGAUGGAAAUAUUGUCGUUUCCGCCGAUUGGAAUGCCGUCCAACGAAAAUGUAUUGACUUUCACUUACAACCUUUUCUUCUCAUCUAUGCCAAUCCUGAUCGUGAUCCAGUCGACAUCAGUCAGUUACUCAAACGAACGGUGAUUCAAACGAAAAACAAUCAUUUUAUACCUGACGAAAGAAGAUUAGAACAAACUAUGGUAUUAAACAAUAAGAAAACUGCGCAAAUAACCACCAAACCAGACUAUUGUCAACAACAAGCGAAUUCAGCCGAAAAUCUCCAGAAGAUAUCGUCAUUUGCAACAUUGAAUUCGUCAAUGUUGUUUAUGCCAAAACCGACGGUUACUACAUCUUAUAUUAAUCAAGAAACAGUCGUUAAAGUCAUGCAACAGCAAUUAUUAAAGAAAGAAACCUUAUCAGACACAACGUCCCUCUCGUCUUCGACGGCAUCGUCACCGAUUGUUCACGUUCGACACCGAAUGGGACCGUCAAUGCAAUCACGUGAAGAUGCAUCAUCAAGUGGAGAUUCAUCGCGCGAUUCGGGUUUAAGUAGUGGCAUUAAUGAUGAGUCAAGUGAAGGAAGCCCAAGAGAUAGUUUAAGUGAACACGAACCAACUGUCAUCGAUGGUUUAAUCAAACAAACCGAACAAAUGAUGAAUGAUGAUCAUCAUCUGGACAUAUCCUUUGCAACAAUCGAACAUUUCUUCGAAGAAUCUGUAAGACACGAAACUGCAACUAAUUAUUCGUCUGCAGUUGAAUCUUGUCAACAAGCAUUGAUACUGGUUGAACAGAUUCUCAAUCUUAACCAUCAUCACCAGCAUGGCAUAUCAAUUUAUGCUCGUACAAAGAAGAACAGUUUAUUGUUACGAAUACGUUCAUUGCAAAAACGACAGAUCGAUGAACAAGAACACCUCUCGCGUUCAUCGUCAUCGUCACUAUCCACGUUUAAGCCAGUUGAUCGAACUGCAAAGAAAAACGAAAAUAUCUAUGAUAAUAAUGUUUCCAAAUCGACGUCGAUCCUUUCGUCAACAACGAAAACGACUCGUCCAAAAAAGAAUGUGAAAUUCUCUGAUAACGUCGCAUUAAUUGUGCCAACAUCCGAUGAUACAGAUGAACCACCUUCUGAACAUUUGAUUCAUUCAUUUCUAAGAAAAAUUCAACAACAACAACAACAACAACAUCAGUCCCAGAUAACAGCAACAACAGCGUCUGAUUCCGAUUCCGAUACACCUUCCUCGUCAAAUGAUAUUCCGAUUGGUUUAAGUGAAUGCUCACUCUGUCAUAAACGUUGCUCGAAGAAUAAUCAAAUUGGAACAUAUUGUUCAAACUGUCAUUAUUAUAUGCAACGAUUUCAGCCUACUACGUCUUAA